Charadrius vociferus (killdeer) is the source of this 2435-nucleotide messenger RNA. It is a transcript of the gene LIN54, whose product is annotated as lin-54 DREAM MuvB core complex component. Bases 33 to 2285 code for a protein of 750 amino acids. The transcript is spliced from 12 exons. Gene Ontology annotation, biological process: regulation of DNA-templated transcription. Gene Ontology annotation, cellular component: nucleus. The record is from RefSeq and is a predicted model, not a curated record. Lineage: Eukaryota; Metazoa; Chordata; Aves; Charadriiformes; Charadriidae.
CUGCUCUGGUCAUCACUGCCACAACUGCUAAAAUGGAGGUGGUUUCAGCAGAAGUCAACAGCUUGCUCCCUGAGGAAAUAAUGGACACUGGUAUGACUCUGGUGGAAGACGACAGCAUCGAGGCAGUUAUUGUGUCAUCCCCAAUGGGAGAUUCUAUUCCCAUGGAAACUGAACUGGAAGAAAUAGUGAACAUAAGCUCCACCAGUGACUCCUUAGCUACGACUACGGGCGCAGUCACCACAGAAUCAGUUACUGCACCCAGCAAUCACUCGGGUGACGUUACAGUGAACACCACAACCCCAAAAACUGAUGUGAAUGCAGUAGUAAAGCCUACCUUUCCAAGUGGCCUCCAUAAACUUGGUGCUCAGACCCCUGUCACUAUAUCAGCCAAUCAAAUUAUUCUGAACAAGACUGCUGAUAUUAAAAUAGGGAAUCAGAGUAUUAAACCGGAUGGGCAAAAGUUAAUUGUAACAACUUUGGGCAAGUCUGGCCAGCCUAUUGUUUUAGCAUUACCCCACAGCCAACUCCCGCAGGCUCAGAAGGCCACAUCCCAAGCCCAAGGUGGAGACUCCAAGGUACAAGGCCAGCAGAUCAAAGUUGUUAUUGGAGGUCGGUCAGAAGUGAAACCUGUUGUUGGUGUCUCAGCUUUGACGCAAGGAAGUCAGCUGAUAAACACUGCAGCCCAGCCUUCUGUUUUGCAGACCCAGCAAUUAAAAACAGUACAGAUUGCGAAGAAGACCCGAACCCCAACUUCUGGCCCAGUGAUCACCAAGCUGAUCUUUGCAAAACCAAUCAAUAGCAAAGCUGUUACAGGGCAGACCACUCAAGUGUCACCAGUCAUUGCAGGUAGGGUUCUUUCACAGUCUGCUCCAGGAACACCACCAAAGACAAUAACGAUCUCUGACAGUGGAGUCAUUGGAUCAUCUUUGAGUACAACACAACAGACACCGAAUAAAAUAGCUAUCUCACCACUCAAAUCUCCUAAUAAGGCUGUGAAAUCAGCAGUGCAGACCAUUACUGUAGGAGGAGUGGGUACAUCUCAAUUCAAGACAAUUAUUCCCUUGGCAACUGCACCUAAUGUUCAGCAGAUUCAGGUACCUGGAAGCAAGUUCCAUUAUGUCAGACUCGUUACUGCCACAACAGCCAGUAGUUCAACCCAGUCAGCCAGUCAUCCUAGUACAAAUACACAACCUCUUCAACAGGCUAAGCCAGUGGUGGUGAACGCAACUCCAGUGCGGAUGUCUGUUCCUAUAGUGCCAGCACAGACUGUGAAACAGGUAGUGCCCAAACCGAUCAACCCAACCUCCCAGAUAGUUACUACUAGUCAGCCCCAACAAAGACUUAUUAUGCCAGCCACUCCACUGCCACAGAUACAGCCCAACCUCACCAACCUCCCACCAGGCACUGUACUGGCACCAGCACCUGGCACAGGAAAUGUCGGGUAUGCAGUCCUUCCAGCUCAGUAUGUCACACAGCUACAACAAUCAUCGUAUGUAUCUAUAGCAAGCAACACUGGCUUUACAGGGACAUCUAGUAUCCAGUCCCAAGCACGGCUACCAUUCAAUGGAAUAAUUCCUUCUGAAUCUGCAAACCGCCCCAGGAAGCCUUGCAAUUGUACUAAAUCUCUAUGUUUGAAAUUGUAUUGUGAUUGUUUUGCAAACGGUGAAUUCUGCAAUAACUGCAACUGUACAAAUUGCUAUAACAACCUCGAUCAUGAAAAUGAUAGGCAAAAAGCAAUAAAGGCCUGCCUUGACAGAAACCCUGAAGCCUUCAAGCCCAAAAUAGGGAAAGGAAAGGAAGGAGAAUCGGAUCGGAGACACAGCAAAGGUUGUAACUGUAAACGCUCGGGAUGUCUCAAAAACUACUGUGAAUGUUAUGAGGCAAAAAUUAUGUGUUCUUCCAUAUGCAAAUGCAUUGGCUGUAAAAAUUUUGAAGAAAGCCCGGAGCGAAAGACAUUGAUGCAUUUGGCAGAUGCUGCAGAAGUUAGGGUCCAGCAGCAGACCGCUGCAAAGACCAAGUUAUCCUCCCAGAUCUCAGAUCUGCUGACAAGGCCAACACCAGCACUCAGCAGUGGUGGUGGGAAGCUGCCCUUUACAUUUGUAACCAAGGAGGUAGCUGAUGCAACCUGCGAAUGCCUUCUCGCACAGGCAGAGCAAGCAGAGAAGACGGGCAAGUCAAAAGCUGCUGCAGAGCGCAUGAUCCUGGAGGAGUUUGGACGCUGCUUGAUGAGAGUUAUUAACUCUGCGGGGAAGUCCAAAAGUGACCCUUGUGCCAUGAACUGCUGACUCAUGCACAUGAGCCACAAUGAAGUGGACUGAACAGAACACUUAAGGCACAGGGACACUUUGGUUUGGCAUAGAGGAUUUAAUAUUUGUUAAUUUGGUGCUUGUAAAUUGACCUGCGUAAGAUUGAAACAAGAAAAUCUUUUAUAACAA